Vombatus ursinus (common wombat) is the source of this 3428-nucleotide messenger RNA. It is a transcript of the gene MXI1, whose product is annotated as MAX interactor 1, dimerization protein. Lineage: Eukaryota; Metazoa; Chordata; Mammalia; Diprotodontia; Vombatidae. The record is from RefSeq and is a predicted model, not a curated record. Gene Ontology annotation, biological process: regulation of transcription by RNA polymerase II. Bases 144 to 1019 code for a protein of 291 amino acids. The transcript has 6 exons. Gene Ontology annotation, molecular function: DNA-binding transcription factor activity, RNA polymerase II-specific; RNA polymerase II cis-regulatory region sequence-specific DNA binding; protein dimerization activity.
CAACCAGGAGAGGUUCGGAAAGUCUGCGAGAGACUCUGCGGCCGCAUUUUCUUCUUCUCAGAUCCUGUCCUGCACUUGGCAGCAACAAGCCUUCUCCCAGAGUGUCCGAAGCAGGAGCCGGGAGAUUCCCCCCACCCCCCACCAUGGGUAAACGCGGCAGGCCGAGGAAAGAGGCGAGAUGCGGGGAGGAGGAUGGGCCGGCCGCCUCUCCAGAGCCCCAGCCUCAGCCUCAACCCCAGCCACAACCUGGGGCGCCCGUGGCAGCCCAACUCAGGUGCCCCUUCAGUGACAUCUUCAACACCAGCGAGAGCUCGGUGGAGAAACAUAUCAACACUUUCCUGCAGAAUGUGCAGAUCCUGCUCGAGGCCGCCAGCUACUUGGAGCAGAUAGAGAAGGAGAACAAAAAGUGUGAACAUGGCUAUGCCUCAACCUUCCCUUCUGUGCCAAGUCCUCGAAUGCAACACUCAAAGCCACCACGGAGACUGAGCCGGGCACAGAAGCACAGCAGUGGGAGCAGCAAUACCAGCACUGCCAACAGGUCUACACACAAUGAGCUGGAAAAGAAUCGACGAGCUCAUCUGCGCCUUUGUUUGGAACGCUUGAAAGUGCUGAUCCCACUUGGACCAGAUUGCACCAGGCACACGACGCUUGGGCUGCUCAACAAAGCCAAAGCACACAUCAAGAAACUUGAAGAAGCUGAGAGAAAGAGCCAGCACCAGCUUGAAAACCUGGAACGAGAACAGAGAUUUUUAAAGCGACGACUGGAACAGCUGCAGGGUCCUCAGGAGAUGGAGCGAAUACGAAUGGACAGCAUCGGCUCCACCAUUUCUUCAGAUCGUUCAGAUUCAGAGCGAGAGGAGAUUGAAGUGGAUGUUGAAAGCACAGAGUUCUCCCAUGGAGAAGCGGACAAUAUCAGCACCACCAGCAUCAGUGACCUUGACGAUCACAGCAGCCUGCAGAGUAUUGGGAGUGAUGAAGGUUAUUCCAGUGCCAGUGUCAAACUCUCAUUUACCUCCUAGAAUCCAGCAUGACAAAACAGUGCAGGGCAAAUUACUCAUUGGGCCAAGCCAACCCAGUUUCUUAAAGUGGGUUCAUCAUGCAGUCUCCUCUUUCAAAAAUUAUACUUGAACAAAAGGGUCCAACAGGCCUAUCUAUAAGUAGACCUCCCCCAGGAGAACCAACAUAUCAGUUGUUAUUCCUAUUGCAAAAAUCAUAAUUUCUAAUGGCAGCGGAGAAUUCAUGUGACAUGUCCUUGAUUUGAUUUGAUUGAUUUGAAAGAGGACAUUGGAGAUUCAACCCUCUGUCUUCUUUUCCAGUUCGCUCACACUGCGUUGAAUGGACACAUUUAAGGAUUGGGCUUUGGGCCCUUCUUGAGCUUUAUGAUCCUACAAAAAAAAAAAAAAUCAAACCAACCCUUAGUAAUGAAACACUAAAACAAUCAGGCAUUAAUUUUGUGUAACUGAGAGCUAUUGUAGCUCAGCCCGGGACAGCUUAUCAUGAAGCCUGUGGAUGAUCAAUUCUUUUUUUAAAGCUCAUUUCAUGCCCUGCAAAAGGAGAGACUCCCGUGAAGCCUAUUGAAAGGGAUCAUCAUGCAGCUCAGCUUUCUGUUGGACUCCAUGCUAAAGCAAGUUCUCCUCUUCCCGAAUUGUUAGCACUAGGGCCCCGAAGGGGCCAGCUCACUAGCCCACCCUGGGUGACUGAAGGAAGCCCAUUUGGGUCUGGAUUGGGGAUAGGAAGGCUCGAGCUCCACAUGCCUCCAUGUCUGCAUGGGCCUGAAGAGUUGUGCCCACAGCUUAAGCGGGCCCAGGUCUGAGCCACGGCAGCGUUUUUAUUUCCAAUUUUGAUAAAUGUUUGUAUGUGUUGAAAAACCAAACUGACAUCUUUUUAAAGCUUGUCCAUAAGAAACAUAGAUGUCUUUUAUAGUGGAAAAACACAUGGGAAAAAAUCAUCUAUUUUGAUGCAGCAUUUGAUAAUGAUCAAACACCUCACACCUCACUCUUUAUAGUGCACAAAAUGAAUGAGGUCGGGGCUAGGUAGAAAAAAGGUCAGAGCUAAUGUUUUUAGUUUCUUUUUAGAAUCAUUCCCCUUGACCAGCUUUUAACCAUCGGUACCUACACUAUCAUAGUUAACAUAGUUAAGUUCAGCACUUGUCUCAUGUAAAACUUCGCCUCCCCUUCCCUCCGGGCAGUCUCUCUCCCUCCCCGUCCUCACAGUCCCAUUGUGCAGGUGCUAUUGCUCGUAUCAAAUAUUAUCAGCAAUGUUAUUUUCUUUAAGGAGAAGUUUUUAGCCUGCACUUUGAUGUCUCGUGUUCCCCUUGUCUUGCAGACUACAAAAGUUACCCUGUCGUUUUCCUCUCUUCCCUACUUCUUCUCUGCCCCUCCAUCUCCCCUUGAAGCCUUUGUGGCAGCCUCAACCCUGACAUUGUUUGAACUUUGUAUACCUUAAGUAAUUUAACUACCCUUAAUUACUAAAAGAAUUACUUUAUGAUUUUCAUAACUUAUUGCUGAUUUUAAUGGGUUGUUAAUUUCAGUCCUGUAGAUUUAUUCUAUGUUUUAGGUAGGGCUGGGCAAGAAAAAAAAAAAAGAAAUAAAGACAACCUUAUUUAGCAGUGCAGUUGAGUUGUGUGUUAAUGUUAGAUUAUCCUGUAUAAGUAGCACUUUAACAACAUUUGCCACUCCUGUGUAUGAAAUGUAUUGUGUUUUACCAUCUUGGUCAUACAUAAGGCCUUAGGAUACACUUGUUCUUCUUGUACUCUUCUGUGCCUCCAAAAAUAUCUUACCUUGGUUAUGUGAUAUGUCUGAGUGGAAGAAAUUCUUGCAAAAUUCUUAGAUUUCUUUUUGUUUGAAUACUAAAAAAACUGCAUGUUUUGAAAACUAGAAUUCCAUUAUAAUAUGCUACUUCAGGCACCAGGUACUUGAAGGAAAAUGUGACAAAACAAAUAUGUUGCUGUGGCCCAGAUGAAGUAUUUCUGGUUUUAUUAUUAAUCUCAUUCUUGCCUGGGCCAAAUUGCUACUCUGUAUUUGCUUAUUUCUGUCUUUCUGAGAGGCACAAUUUGAUGGCUGUGUUUACUAGCAUAGAAAUCCAAUUGGAACCAUUGACUAAACUUCAAUAGCUAUUUCUAUGGCCCUGAAAUGAGUCACUUAGCCCAGGUUUGACAUUUGUGACAUUAUUCAGGUGAGCUCGAGAUGCCACCAUCUUGUUUCGUCUUCUUUGGUCGCAGUCACAAAAUGGUGAGCCUGGAAGACUUUUGUUGGGAAAGUACACUACGGAUUUCAACUGUCCCUAGACAACUCCCUUCCCUGGGUUAUUUCCCUUUUGGGGAGAAAAUUGUAUGAUGAGAAAAAAGUAUUAAUUUUUUAAAAAGACAAAUCAACUUUGAAGAUUCAAAAGUGAAAUUAAUUGUAAGAAAUAAAAUUGUUAAUGAAGAA